AUGCGUGUACAUGCGUUCUCGCUUAUAGGUCCGUGCAAGCAACCGAGAAUUUAUUAUGUAACAUGUUGCCAAUCACAUCUAUGAGUCUGAGGCAUAAGGGCGCUUUAAGAGAUAUCUCAGUGGGUCUAGGAAGACACCUCCUACUUUCUCCUCGACCAAAGCCUCUCUUGUCGCUCCUGAUGCAAAGCAGUUCUCAAAGUCCCAGGACAAAGGACAUUUGGGUGGUCAACACAGGGGGACAGAGGAGCGUCCUCCACCUGUCCGGAGCUGCCAGCAGACACACAGCUGCAGACGGAGAGUGAAUCCAGCACAGCUGCACAUGACCGAGGGCAGAAAAUGAAGAUUGCUGUAAAGAUGGCCAAAAUUUAAGGAUGAGGGAAAGCUGUGAAAAAUCCAGAUAUUAUUCAUGAAGUAAUUACAGCAGGUGUGACACAACAUAUUACUUCAUUUAGUUCCCAGUCUUUGAAGUGAGCAGGAAAACCGUCAUGGAGCCACAGCACAACACCAAUCACAACCAAGCCUUGCGGAAAGAGAUGCCACGGGAUUUCACUGAGGACUGCUCACUCACAGUGAGUGGCACCACCUUCCUUAUUGUUGCUUACAGUACAGUUAUGGCGGUGGGUCUCAUUGGGAACUCUUGCCUGGUGUUUGUCAUCACAAAGCACAAGGAGAUGCGCAAUGUCACCAACAUUUUCAUUGUCAACCUGUCUUGUUCUGACAUCCUCAUGUGCAUCGUCUGCCUGCCGGUCACCAUAGUUUACACUCUGAUGGACCGUUGGAUUCUAGGAGACACCCUCUGUAAGCUCACGCCCUUCAUCCAGUGUAUAUCAGUGACUGUCUCCAUCUUUUCUCUCGUCCUCAUCGCCAUGGAGCGCUACCAGCUCAUUGUCCAUCCUACUGGGUGGAAGCCUGUGGUGACCCAGUCCUACUUGGCCGUGGCUGUCACCUGGAUCGUGGCCUCCCUAAUCUCAGUGCCUUUUCUCUCAUAUAGCGUACUUGACUUGCCUUUCCAGAACCUAAGCACCCCCUUACUGGUCAGUGACCAUCUUAUUUGUAUGGAGAAGUGGCCAACGCUUCAAGAACGGCAAGCUUACACAACCUCCCUUCUCGUCUUCCAAUACAUCCUUCCUCUGGUCCUCAUCAUGGUCUGUUACCUGCACAUCUACUUGCGCCUCAGGAGGAGGAAGGAGAAAAAAAAGAUAAACACCAUGUUAAUCACUAUAGUGGUGGCAUUCGCCCUCUCCUGGCUCCCUCUCAACAUCUUCAACACAGUGUUUGACUGGAACCAUGAGGCCAUCCCCUCCUGCAGCCAUGACAUCAUCUUCUCAUUCUGCCACCUCACUGCCAUGGCCUCCACUUGCAUCAACCCCAUCAUCUAUGGUUUCCUCAACAGUAAUUUCCAGAAACAGCUCAAGUCUACUUUGUUGCGCUGCAACUGUUGGGUGGUGACAGAGAGGUACGACAGCAUUCCGCUCUCCACUGUCAGCACAGAGGUCACUAAGGGGUCAGUCUUGAGCAAUGGAUCCACGAGCAUCAAUACUUAAACCCAAAUUGUUUAAAUAAAAGUCAGAGCAGCUACUGGGGUAUCCAGUACCCAGCCCUCAUUGUGUCAUCCUUUAGAGCUCUUCUUGCUGCAUUGCAUGCAAAAGCAAGGGUGGCAUUUACAAAGUUAUAAACUUUAUAAUAGCAGCUGUGUCCACAAUUCACUACGAGCUCCCAUGUGUGAGGAAGUAAAUAUUAAAAUGAUGGUGCAAAGGCUGGACGACUUGAAGUAUUGGAGGGCAGCUGAAGACACUUUACAUGAACAUCUUUGCAACUGUAGUCUGCACAGCCCAUUCCCUAUGUGCUGUGGGCAUAUCUGAAUGAAGAGACAGCAUUUAAUGUGAUGUAUACACGUUUUCUUUCUUCAGCACUGGCAUCCACACAGAAAUCCUGUUGAAAUAACUAUCAGCUCUUCAGGAUUUGCUUUUCACAUUUUUACCUGCUGUAAAUGUGGACAAUGGGACAAUAGGAGAGUUUUGAAAGGACAGAGGGUUCGGGGGUUGCACUUUUCAGUGUUGCUGCUUUGUGUUAAUAUUAUUGUUCAAAAUGUUAAGGGAUUGUGAACUGUGAUGUGUUAAUGAUUAUCGACAGAGUAGCUUAUUACAUAGCUGAAGAAGAGAGCAUUAGUGCAUUAAAUAUGGCUGCAGGCAUUCAUUCAGCUGACACACUAUAGCAUCAUCUUAAUGCAUUUUUAUUACCUAAAAUCAGCAUAAACAAUGUAAUGAGCUUUAACAAAGACCCUUGGCAAGAACUAUAUAGAGUAUAUUUCUGCUGCCUAGGUCUGCGUGCCAGUGUAUUGUGUGUGUGGGAUGGCUUUUCUCAUAAACUGUACCGUACAACAACUGUGUAUCUAGUGCCAUGUAACAAAAUAGAAAUGACAGUAAAGGACGUUGCCAAAGCAGGGCGUUUUACUGUAUAUAACAAUAUUACAUACAUGUAUGGUCUGUAAAUGGUAUAGUUUAUGGUGUGGUUGGCAAUAAAGAGCAUUGUGUAGCAUAGCAGAUAAGCCUGUUGUUGGUCAU
Monopterus albus (swamp eel) is the source of this 2564-nucleotide messenger RNA. It is a transcript of the gene npy8br, whose product is annotated as neuropeptide Y receptor Y8b. Gene Ontology annotation, cellular component: neuron projection; plasma membrane. Gene Ontology annotation, molecular function: neuropeptide binding; neuropeptide Y receptor activity. Gene Ontology annotation, biological process: G protein-coupled receptor signaling pathway. The record is from RefSeq and is a predicted model, not a curated record. NCBI's taxonomy places the organism in Eukaryota, Metazoa, Chordata, Actinopteri, Synbranchiformes, Synbranchidae.